GAAGUAAACUGUUCCAAUUAGUGAAGUGUAAAUGUUAAUCCAUUCGUUCUAAUGAGAUUUAGUUACACUGCAGGUUCCAUAAAUCUGAAAUCUUCCGUUCAUUUAACUUUUUACAGCUAAGGAAAGAUAACGAAAUGUCGAAAUGGAACUAUUUACUAUUAUUGGUUUUCUUGAUGCCACGUAGCCAUUCCAAAGAAAACAGUACUACGCUGUUUGAUGCAACCGAGGAUCUUUUUUUCAAAAUUGGGCUGUAUCAGAACUCGCUGUACAAUCCAAAUCAAACUUGCCCGAAUAGUCCCCAAUUGGUUAAAGAAGCAAACGAUACGUAUACUAAUGCCAGUAAUUUACUGGAAGCAAUUCUGGAACAAUAUUUGUUUCUGAGGAAAACUUAUAAAAAUGUCUGCACAAUAAAAACAGGAACUAACAUAAAGGGAUCUUGAAUAUGUCAUUCAACAAAUAUAUUAAAA
Messenger RNA from Drosophila suzukii, 467 nucleotides. NCBI's taxonomy places the organism in Eukaryota, Metazoa, Arthropoda, Insecta, Diptera, Drosophilidae. The record is from RefSeq and is a predicted model, not a curated record.